This is a messenger RNA of Malurus melanocephalus (red-backed fairy wren), 7476 nucleotides long. It is a transcript of the gene APPL1, whose product is annotated as adaptor protein, phosphotyrosine interacting with PH domain and leucine zipper 1. Gene Ontology annotation, molecular function: identical protein binding. Gene Ontology annotation, biological process: signaling. Gene Ontology annotation, cellular component: endosome membrane; cytoplasm. The transcript is spliced from 22 exons. The record is from RefSeq and is a predicted model, not a curated record. NCBI's taxonomy places the organism in Eukaryota, Metazoa, Chordata, Aves, Passeriformes, Maluridae. The coding region runs from base 60 to 2204 and encodes 714 amino acids.
GGUCCGGCCGGGCCGGUGMGGGGGGAGCGGAGGCGCGGGGGCUCGGCGCGGCCGCCGCCAUGCCUGGCAUCGACAAACUGCCCAUCGAGGAGACGCUGGAGGACAGCCCGCAGACCCGCUCUUUGCUGGGAGUGUUUGAAGAAGAUGCUGCUGCAAUAUCCAAUUACAUCAAUCAGUUGUUUCAAGCCAUGCACAGAAUAUAUGAUGCACAGAAUGAGUUAAGUGCAGCAACUCAUCUGACUUCAAAGCUUCUGAAGGAAUAUGAGAAACAGCGUUUUCCACUCGGGGGAGAUGAUGAAGUCAUGACUUCCACUCUGCAGCAAUUUGCAAAAGUGAUUGAUGAGCUCAGCUCUUGCCAUGCAGUACUUUCAACUCAGCUUGCAGAUGCAAUGAUGUUUCCUAUUACCCAAUUUAAAGAAAGGGACCUAAAAGAGAUAUUAACGCUAAAAGAAGUUUUCCAAAUUGCAAGCAAUGACCAUGAUGCUGCCAUAACCAGAUACAGUCGGUUGUCAAAAAGAAGGGAAAAUGAAAAGAUCAAGGCUGAAGUUACAGAAGAUGUAUAUACUUCAAGGAAAAAACAGCAUCAGACUAUGAUGCAUUAUUUCUGUGCGUUAAAUUCUCUCCAGUACAAAAAGAAAAUUUCUCUGCUAGARCCCUUGCUAGGAUACAUGCAAGCUCAGAUAAGCUUUUUUAAAAUGGGUUCAGAAAACCUUACUGAACAACUGGAAGAAUUUUUGACCAAUAUUGGCACAAGUGUACAGAAUGUUCGCAGGGAAAUGGAUUGUGAAGUAGAAAACAUGCAACAAACUAUAGAGGAUUUGGAAGUAGCCAGUGAUCCACUGUAUUUGCCUGAUCCUGAUCCUUCAAAAUUUCCUGCUCACAGGAAUCUGACACGGAAAGCUGGCUAUCUCAAUGCAAGAAAUAAGACAGGGCUGGUAUCUUCCAGUUGGGAGAGACAGUUUUACUUCACUCAAGGUGGAAAUCUGAUGAGCCAGGCRAGAGGUGAUGUAGCUGGGGGUCUUGUCAUGGAUAUAGACAAUUGUUCUGUGAUGGCUGUGGACUGUGAGGACAGGCGGUACUGUUUCCAGAUAACAUCUUUUGAUGGCAAAAAGUCUUCAAUCUUACAGGCAGAAAGUAGGAAAGAUUAUGAAGAGUGGAUAUGCACCAUAAACAACAUAUCUAAGCAGAUAUAUCUAAGUGAAAACCCUGAGGAAAUUGCUGCCCGUGUGAACCAGUCAGCUCUGGAGGCUGUGACUCCUUCUCCUUCCUUUCAGCAGAGGCAUGAGAGCAURAGACCAGCUGUACAAUCUCGUCCUCCUGCAACUCGUACCAGCAGCACAGGRUCACUGGGAUCUGACUCAGCAGCUCUCUCAGCACUUUCCUUGGAUUCACUUGUUGCCCCUGACACUCCCAUCCAAUUUGACAUAAUAUCUCCAGUUAGUGAAGAUCUGCCUGGCCAGGCAAAAUCUUCAGGGCAAUCGGGCAGACGCACAAAUCCUUUUGGUGAAUCWGGAGGCUCAAAACCUGAAACAGAAGAUUCAAUCCUUCAUCAGUUAUUUAUUGUAAGAUUUCUUGGCUCUAUGGAGGUGAAGUCUGAUGAAAGCCCAGAUGUUGUUUAUGAAACAAUGCGUCAAAUACUCGCUGCUCGCGCCAUCCAUAACGUGUUCAGGAUGACAGAAUCACACUUGUUAGUCACUUGUGACUGUUUAAAGUUAAUUGAUCCACAGACACAAGUUACAAGACUACGAUUUCCUUUGCCCAAUGUAGUUCUGUAUGCUACACACCAGGAGAACAAGCGCCUGUUUGGAUUUGUGCUUAGAACCUCAGGAGGGAGAGUGGAGAGCCACCAGACUUCCAUCUGCUAUAUAUUUGAAUCAAAUAAUGAAGGGGAAAAGAUUUGUGACUCUGUUGGACUGGCCAAACAGAUAGCUUUUCAUGCAGAACUGGAUCGAAARGCCUCAGAAAAGCAGAAAGAAAUAGAUAGAGUCAAAGAGAAACAGCAAAAAGAACUGAAUAAACAAAAGCAAAUUGAAAAGGACUUGGAGGAGCAGAGCCGGUUGAUAGCAGCUUCCAGCAGAUCCAACCAGAGCAGCGCAGAGGGACAGUUCAUGGUCCUUAGCAGCAGCCAGUCAGAAGACAGUGAUUUAGGAGAAGAGGGAAAGAAGAAGAGAGAAUCUGAAGCCURAGGUUGCCUGCUUCAUUGAAAUUGCAAUCAUGGAUAUAUCUGGUGAUAUGGCACAAGUUCUACAAGAGGUGGAGGGUCUGUCAUGUUAUAGAAAAGACUUCACAAUAUGUAGACCCUAUUAUGCCUUGAUUUUUCUUUCUCAGUUAAGUGAUUUCCAUUUCCUGUCAGUAUAAUUUCUCUUGUAUGCCAGAUAAGCAUGGUGAUGCUGCCAUGUUUACUACAAACCUAUUUUCUCAAGGCUUCUCUGCAGUAUGGGAAAAAAAUGUGGGGGUUAUCCCCACUUACCUCUGUGCAAUUGACUGCUUUGGAAGCAAAACUGAAAAUUCCUUGGGCUUCAGCAGUAACACUGCAAUUCGUUCUUUACAGUGCACUGUGGAGAACACCUUGCUGGAAACAAAAGUGGAUGUCCAAAUAAGACAGUGCUAAGCUUUACCCAAUUUGUUGCACAUACUUGUUCUUAGAUUUAGAAAGAAGGAUCCUCAUUAACAUCAAUGAGAUGUACAAUAGUUCUAAGCAGAAGGAUCUUUUUUGUUUCACUUUGCACUGUAUGAUACUGUCUUGAUUUUUUUUUUUUUUGGUGAAUACAAUGAUGAAAAACUUCUUUCAACAGGAGAAAAAGAUACUGUCAGACCUAGAGAAUAGCUGAUGAGAUGCAGUUGAACUUUGUUGCAUGAGGAAAAGCAUUCCUCAUCAAAUGAUAAGAGUAAUGUAUAUAGCCUCGUAGCACAAGUGCCAUGUUCUUGGUUUUUCCCCAGUACUUGGAAUAAAAAGCUGUAAACCUUUGAUUUCAUUUUUAUAAAACGUGCUUAGAGUUGCAGGAACAUCAUAAAUUCCAUCAUAUGAAAAARUUUUCUGCAUAGAUAAAGCCUUGCUGCCAGUACACUUCAUCUACUGAAAGUAAGUUGAGGCUCUUUAGUCUUUUUAUGGAAAAUGAUUUUGCAAACAGAAUUUACAGAACAGAAUUUUCAGAACAGARUUCUGAAGUAAGAGAUGAUACUAAUUCUACAUCCUAGAGUUAAUYCUGGAAAGCAUUUUUCAAAGUGGUGUCUGUUUACAGUUUGUAAUCUGCACUCCAUAUUCCAUAUCCUGUGUAAUAUUUAUUUUGUAUAGUAUUAGAUGUCCAUUCACCUUUUGAUCCAGAAGAGAAAUCUUGUUUGAAGAGAAAUAUUUAUUUUUGCACUAAUUACUAUAAAUAUUAAAAUCCAGUGGAACAGAAGAUAGCUUUCUAAUAGUGGCAUGAAAAUAACAGGAUAUGUAAAGAGAAAAGAAUAUACUUAUAUUCCAAGUUAUAAUAUAACAGUUAUGAGUGAUUUUCAGUUCAUUGCAGGGCAUUUCUGGUGUUCAGGAAUGGAAGCAAUUUUGAGAGUAUCUCCUCAGCAGCUGGUGAUGGCCCAGCCCCUCGUAGCUGGAGUUGCUCAGUGCUUGAUAAAGUAAGUGAGGAAUCUCAGGUGGUGUCUGCUGGAUGGCUGUAGGUGACAGAGGGCUCUUCUAACCCAUGGGAGUGCCCUGCCCUGGCURAAGCCAGCAUCCUCCUCCUGCCCUUGGUGCUGGAGAUGUCACUUUGUGUGCAGAGUUCUGGCCUCAGCUCCUGUGACAGAAGGGAAGGGCAGCAGUGCCUGCCCUCMCAGCCCUGGCCAGGACCAGCACAGGCAGCUCUGGGCAGAAGUUGCACCAGAGCCGGGCAGGGGCUUGAGCAGCCACCAACAGGAGGAGGGAAAGGCUGAGGAGGAGAGAGSCCCCAGGUUCUCUUCCUGAGUUAGUUACCGGGUCCUGUUCUAGUGCAUUUUUCAUCCCCAGAGUAGCCAGUCACUUGUAGAAAUAUCUGCUUUUGCUGUUGCCCARUUAAGUCCAAUAGAAUUGCCCUGUGGCCAGAUUUGGCUGGCACACUGCCAAUGGACCACCAACCAACCUGAGGCGUUUUUUAAAAGACAGUGGCAUUUUUAUUUCAUAUCUAGGCCUCCAUUCUCCGCUUCCAUUUUUAAGAGACUAUUUUUACUCUUGCCAGCAAAAAUGUACAGAGAGGCAGCAAAUCUGGUUUUUUCCCUUYUUGUGUUUAAAUCAAGGCUUACAGGGAGUGGCAAGGCAGACUGUCUUUGUAAAUUGUUCCAGUUCAUGUUUGUGUUUGUUUUUUAUUUUCUGAUACUUUGUUUUCUAUCAAAUAAUGCCACAGGGUAGCUCAAGGUUACUGUGUCUUACAUCUUUCUGGAGUGAGGAUCUUACUCACUGAGGMUGAAGCAGUUUUGAAACAGCACAGGAAGUCUGAAAUCAGUGAUCUCCAGUGUCUAGAAUCCAGUCCUCAGCUUGUCAGAGAAGGACUGAUUGUGUAAAGCACCGGGGCUGCAGUAGCCCAGGCUCCAGAGGGAAGACAGAUAAUAGACAAGCACUCUCAUGAAAARGCAUUUCUCAUCUGCAGCCUGUUUUGCAUUAGCCUUAUUGAAGAAAUAUCAGAAAAUGGAAUUACUGUAUUUUUCUCAAAACCUAUCAUUACUAUUUUAGAUAUGAAUCUGCAAAGAUGAGGAAGAAAGGCUAGUGAAGUUGGCAAGGGAAUUUACUGUCAUAUGGGAUUUUUUUCAUUUAGCAAUAAAUAUUGGAAUUAUUCCAUUUGCUUUUCAGGUUUCCCAUCUAUGCCAAUAUAUGUAGCUUUCUAAAACAGAGUAGGAGGGARGUGCAUUUCACUUAAUGUUGGAUGAUUCUCAUCUUAACCACUAAAUUAUUGAUACGCAUGAAUGAAAUGUAGGGGUUGGUUUUUUGCUUAUUUAGGGGAGUUUCAUUAGUGUAAAAUGAGCAAGAAGGUAGAAAAGCAUCUGGGCUAAUGAAAGCUGUAAGAGCAAAGGUCGAGUCAGCAAAGCUGAGGAAGUCAGACUGGAAUKGUGAUUGAGUUGGCAGGGGGUGAGAAUUGCUGAGCUUUGCCUAAGGGGAGGAUCACACAGGGUGCAAUUAGAACUCUCUGAAGGCAAAAAUAGCUGCUGAGGUUUUAUCCAUGCCCUUCCUCCCAAAAAGAAAAGUUAUUUGGUACUUUUUACCCUAUAUGGUUUAGAACUCCUUCAUUAGAAAACAGUUUUGUUAAUUAAAACAAAAAUCAGAACCCUUGGUAUUUUCAUUGAGAGUAUGACUUUUAGUGGGAACACCUCAUGYUCUGCUGCAGUAGGAUUUCACCACCUGAGUAUUUUAUUAUUGUAACUAAAUUACUAGUUGAUUUCCUCUCCUAAAUUACAGGGGAUUAAAUAAACUCUCCUGUUUAUUAUUUCCUAUUGACUUUGUAUUCACAAACUGAUCUUUCAAGCACUUUCAGCUGAAGCUGUAGUUUGCUUCAUGUACAUCURCUAUGAUUUCAGUCACUCCUGAAAGUGAGUGACUGAAAUAAUUAUUUCAAGUCCAUAAUACUGAAGUGACUUCAUGUAGGUACUGAAUUGGCAGUGUUGUUCAGGACUAACUGCUGUGUUGCUAAUUACAGCCUCAUAAUGAUUGCCACACUUUUAUCCCUUAGAUAAGAGGAUAUGAAGCUUGUUACACUGUGAAGAUUUACACACUGCAGACCAAGCCAGUCUUGCUGUCAGUUGUUUCAAGCUACAUACAUUCUUUAUGUAUGUAAUGGCAUGAAUAUAAAAAUAUAUCAGAUGUGCUUAUGGGUAAGCAUUUUAUUGCAUUACAGAUGAUAGCUGGCACUCCUCUGUGGCCAUUGCCACAUUUGGCCAAGUCUGAACCCGAGGACAAGGUCAAAGUCAUGUGCAACUUAAACAUAUCUAACUGGGUAUGAUCAGCUAGUGAAAAGUCAUUUGAAUGCCAUAGUCUUACUUCCUUAAUCUGUUUAGGUUUGAAAUUGUACUGUUGACAAUUUACUGUCGAACAGUAAAGUAAUAUUUCAGAGUUAAGAAACAUUUCCCUUCUAGAGAGCUGUCAGAUUACCUCUUUACAUAGAUGUAAACCYAGAGCUGAAAAUCAUGAAACAGCUGAAGCUAUUUAUGAAACUGUAACUGAUGUACAUGGAUAUAAAGAAAUAAAUUUGCCUGUUUAAGUUGAAUUCUAUCUAUGUUUAAGGUUAAGAUUAAUUARUUGCACAGCAUUUGGGACAAGCCAGUGGUGAAAACUAUGCUACAAUAUAGUCUCUUAUUAUUUAGGAAAUAGUUCACCUAGAGAAAGAAAACUGCCACUGCUUAAGUGAAUUUAGUAGAGAUAUCGUCUAGUGUAACAGCAAAAGCUGAUACUUUAUAUUCUUUCUCUUGUUCUCUAUUACAAAAAUACUUGCAAGUUAAUUGGUCCCCAAGGCUUUUUGUUUUAAUUAAGUACUAAGUUGACAUUUGUUUCCCUGCCACAGUGGUAUCUAAGUUGUCACGACAAGAGUAAGUCAAUGUGUCAUUGUGAAUGCACUUGUAUUCCUAAUGAAGUUUAUAUUGCAAGCCGAGGAUUUUGUACAAUCUUUCUGGUCGUUUUUAUAAUACAGUGGAGUGAUCAAAUUCUAAUGAUGGUGUUCUGGAUUGGUCCUGUUCUGGUGAAGUGUAAGUGAUUUUUGCAAUGUUUGAGACUGACUUGCACAUUUUCCCURAAUAGCUGUAUUAAAAACCACCAAUGGCAUAUUUAUGUCAACUCUGUUGUGUCUYAAUCUUGGAAACAUGGAUAGUAACCCUAUUGUGCCAGGGCUCCAGUCAGCAUUUUGUAUACUAAAUAAAAGCUUAACUAUAGUAACUAUCUGGGUGGGACUUGUACUGAUGCAAAAGCCUUCUGCAUUCUUCAUCAUACUUUCAGGAAAUACCAUUAUUGGUGACAAAAUGUGUUCCCUUGCAUUAAACAAAGGUCUAACAUGYGUUUAUAGCCAGCCCUCUGUUGUCAAGUGUAGCUCAGUCCUCUUAACUUUUAUAGUAUUAGCCAGAUAACCUCAGAGGAAGUUGUUAUACUUGGGAAUGCUGAUAACUUAUUUUUGCAACAAUCAAAGCCUGAGGGURAACAGGAGCUGUGGCAGCUGGCUGGGCAGGGCCCGUGGUGGUGCAGUGACACAGGACAGUGAGGGCUCUGCAGAGCCACGGUUCAGGGAACAAGCCCAGUGCUGAGGCUCUACCAGCASAACCCUGACCACAGGUACUGGACAUAUCACAGGCUAAGUUAAUUAUGUGAUAAACACCAUGUAAAAAACCAUGGGCCAUAACCACAUUAUGGUUAAAUUUGUAUUUUAUAAGGUUUGUAGAUUUUUCUGGGGAAAAGCAGACUUUUGAAUUCUGUAACUUCCAUGAUAAAGAUGCAUGUAUAACUAUAAAAAAAAAAAUCUAUGCUUACUUGAUUAUGAAGGAAUAAAUGCU